AUGGCUCUUGUCCGGGACCCGGCGUUCUGGCGACGCUUCUCCCUCGCCAUUCAUCUCGACGAAGAGGCGAAGGGUUCUGACGAACACAAGGACGCUCAUCUCUGGUCGAACAACUGGAUCAAGAAACAACGGCAAAAGAGAAAGCGAACGCUCCUCUACGGCUUCCUGAUCUUCCUCAUCAUUGUGCUUAUCUGUGCCGGGAUCGUCGUGGUCAUUCUAUGGCUCAAGUCCCGCAACUGGCUCCAGGAGAAACCAAAGACGACCGUUAUAGAGCCGACUGCCACACCGGCAUAG
Molecule: messenger RNA, 294 nt
Organism: Aspergillus heteromorphus CBS 117.55
Lineage: Eukaryota; Fungi; Ascomycota; Eurotiomycetes; Eurotiales; Aspergillaceae
Exons: 2
Coding region: 1-294 (97 amino acids)
Source: RefSeq, a predicted model, not a curated record